AUGUUUGCUGCGGCUGAAGAAAGUCCGGAACAUCCGGACAUAUCUGAUGUUCUCCGGUAUUUGGAGAAUGCACCUGUAAUGCUCCGUGCAUUACAGGAAUUCAUUUCCGCCAAACAGCAGUAUGAAGACAUGCUGCUCACCCGCUUGGCGGCUUACGAAGGGCGAAAUGCCCAACAAAAUAUGGAAGAGGGACCGGCACCUCAGGAGCCGGAAUUUAACAUAGAAGAGGCAGAGUGGGCUCCUCUGCCUGACAGUUACGAUGCAGAAGAACAAUGGCUGGCGGAAGCAGAGUUGGCCCCUCUGCCAGAUGAUAGCGAGGAGAGCCCUGAGGUGCCGGUGGCACCAAUGGAAAUAAGCAGCGUUGACGAACCGGAAGAAGCAAUCCGAGAAAUCGUCCUAAGAUCAAGGACGAUCACAAUACCGGUUCCAGUCACGCAUGCAACGGUGGCUGUGGCAGUACCGGAAGUGUUUCACCCCGCAGAUCUCGGGGAUCUUCCGGACCAAUUCCGAAGAGAAUUGGAAGUGCCACAGGCAGAACCGUACACGGUGGUUCGAGAGGAAGGAAAUAUUACUAUCGUGUGCGGUAUCUGCGAUAGGCAAUUUGAAACGUUAAAGGGGUGGCGCAUUCACGCCUCCAAGAAGCAUAAACAGGACGGUUUUUGUGCACGCUGUGGCCAUAACCUCCUGUUGCCACCCGAAUUUACGGCUGCACAGAGAACAGCAGCGGUAGAACUCCAUGCCCUCGAUUGGUGUCCGAGGGCAUGUGCAGCCGUAAUGGACGAAAGGCAGGUUAAACGCCGCCGGCUCAAUCUUGUGGGGAGAGAAGAGGAUGCUCAAUACCUCUUCGUUCCAGGCCGGUAA
Brugia pahangi is the source of this 861-nucleotide messenger RNA. NCBI's taxonomy places the organism in Eukaryota, Metazoa, Nematoda, Chromadorea, Rhabditida, Onchocercidae. The record is from the annotation of a GenBank genome assembly.